AUGUAUCUUUACAGCCAUGCUGUUAUCCCACAAUGUUAACUACUAGAUUUAUUAUCAGAUCACUUCACUGCUUGUCCAAGAAACCGUUCCAUUCUUUACCUUCAUUCCACGACCAUCGUAAAAUGAAAGUGGACUUGAUUCCACUAUUGGAAGACAACUAUGGAUAUCUUAUAAUUGACGAGUCUACAAACGUUGGAGCUGUCGUGGACCCAGUGACUCCAAACACUGUGCUAAAGGCAAUCUCAGAUGCUGGAGUCAAAGUCGAACAAGUUUUAACAACACAUCAUCAUUGGGAUCAUGCAGGAGGCAACGAAGAGCUGAACACCAAGGCACCUGGUAUGACAUUUUACGGAGGUGACGACAGAAUAGGGGCUCUGAACAAGACAGUGUCACACAAUGAUACCUUUAAUAUUGGUUCAAUGAAAGUUACGUGUUUUGAGACUCCCUGCCAUACCUCAGGACACAUCUGUUAUCUAGUUGAAGGAGAAGGGGCUGAUCCAGCAGUAUUUACAGGAGAUACCCUAUUCGCAGCUGGAUGUGGACGUUUCUUCGAAGGAACAGCACCCCAAAUGUACCGAGCUCUGAUAGAAAUCCUCAGCUCCCUCCCCGAUAACACUCGUGUGUACUGUGGACACGAGUAUACAGCUCAGAACCUCAAGUUCGCUAAACACGUGGAACCUGACAACCUAGCAGUUCUGGGAAUGAUUGAGGAGGUUGCUAAAAAACGUGAAGCUGGGGAACCUACUAUACCGACAACUAUUGGACAGGAGAAAACUUUCAACCCAUUUAUGAGAGUAAAAGAGAGUGGGGUCCAGAAGUUUGCAGGAUGCUCUGAUCCUGUCGAGGUUAUGAAAGUAAUCAGGUGUAUGUUGACAUCAGUGGACAGUUACACACUAACACUCUGCGAACAUCUCUACACAUUCGAGGUUAUUGGUAGUACUGUUUUUAUCAGAAACAACACCCCACUAUCUUGGAAAGGGCCAUGUGAUAUCAGAUCUAUUAAUGCAGUCUACAACAGCACGUCUCUUAUUCACGUCAAGUUGACCAAUGACACUAGUUAUGUUCUUAAUCUAGAAAAGGCUCAAUUGAAAGAGCUGCUGAAACUAUCCCUCUGCCCUGCUGCUGUUUAUAGUUCACCUGAUUUUCUGAUACACCACGACAAUAAAUCAUGUUAUCUCUAUCAUCUGAGAUCGGGCAAGCUAUCAGUGAAGCUCAAUCACCAACUAAUAGGCUAUGACUUCAGGACUAAAUCUUACAUUUUCAAAUCUGCAGACGCAGCUCACGCUUAUCUAAAGGACUCUCUGAUAUUGAAACCCUACAACAACCCCUGUCUAGACUCCGUUACAUCCCUACCAAUAUCCUGGGUAACUGUAAUAUCCGCUCACUCUCUGAUCCUAGGAACAUCUCUCCGCCGAGUCAUGUAUGUAUACGACGGUAUUAUAAAAUCUCACUUCAGACUACCCCACUUAAUAGAAGACAUUAACCCUACGAGCGACAUCCAGAUCAGAGUAUCAGGCAGCUGUGUCAGUACAGUUCUGACUUUGCCUGUGUUGGGACUAGUCAGGACUACCGAGCAAGAGGACAGUGGUGAUGUGAGCGGUGCUAUGCAGCAGUUAGUAGUUUCCUGUGAUAACCACAUUAGAAAACAGCUGGUGGGUCUGAACAGAUUACACUCUCGACAUGAAAAGAAAGUUGACUUCUUGGCGGAAAUUUGGAAUAAGUUGUUUAAUUUACAUAAUGUGGAUGGAAUUGUACAAGAUUUUAGUGCUGAUCGUGGGUCCAAGAAAAGAAAAAUCGAGAAUUCUAAUUCUUCAGAUUUGCAUGCUGCUCAGUUGCCCUUUCAGAUACCGAUAAGUCCAAAUACCUCCACCGAGAUAUCUAUUUUUCUAGAGUCAGACCGCACAAUCUCAGCUUAUUGUACAGAUGCAUCCAAACCUCUACUUGGCACCUGCAAUGGUAUUCCGUUUGAUUACUCUGAGUGUAUCACUUUGCCAAGAAGUUUACAGUUUGGGAGAGGGACUAAAUAUGAUGUUAGAUUAACACCUGAAUUCAGGGAAAAUCUUCGCAGGAUGUUCGCCAAAGCGUUAGUCUCUGGCCAAGACGAUCUGAUGGUCGAUACUCUGGCUCAUUUAACUAAAAUAGUGUUAGCAAUCGACAAUAGAUAGUAUAGAUAACAUUAAUCGGGCAUUAACAACUUAGGUAAAAUUGAUGUUUGUGGACUGAUGUAUUGUGCUGUUUUCUUUUUCUCCUUUUCGGUAUCUAUUCACGAUGAAGAUUUUUAAAGCAUUUAGAUUGUCGCUAACCUCAUUCUAAAGCGGAUUUUAUUUGUUUGUAAAUUGAAAACAUAACUUGUGAUUACUUGUGAUUAACGUUCAUGCUGAAAUACUGAUAAGAAUGUAUAUUUUAAAUUGCUGUAAUAUUUUGUUUAAAUCGAAUUUAUCC
This is a messenger RNA of Bolinopsis microptera, 2442 nucleotides long. RefSeq lists its product as uncharacterized. Gene Ontology annotation, molecular function: hydroxyacylglutathione hydrolase activity. Lineage: Eukaryota; Metazoa; Ctenophora; Tentaculata; Lobata; Bolinopsidae. The record is from RefSeq and is a predicted model, not a curated record. Bases 33 to 2165 code for a protein of 710 amino acids. The transcript has 8 exons.